ACUUCUCUCUUACUUCCAUGAUAACUCCUGUUUUGUCCAUUCUAACUCCUGUUUUGUCCGUUCUCUAGGUAAGAUCUCUGCAGAGGAUGGAAAGAAUCAAUAGCACAUUGUUGACUGAGUUCAUUCUGACAGGAAUUCCCUACCCACCUCAGCUAAGGACGUUUCUCUUUGGGUUCUUCCUGCUGAUCUACAUCCUGACUCAGCUGGGAAACCUGCUCAUUCUAAUCACUGUCUAUGUAGACCCACAGCUCCAUGCCCAUCCCAUGUACAUCUUCCUUGGUGUUCUCUCCAUCAUUGACAUGGGCAUCUCCUCUAUCAUUGUCCCUCGCCUCAUGAUGAACUUCACUUUAGGCCUCAAACCUAUCCCAUUUGGUGGCUGCGUCACCCAACUCUAUUUCUAUCACUUUCUGGGCUCCACCCAGUGCUUCCUCUAUACCUUGAUGGCCUAUGAUCGGUAUCUGGCAAUAUGCCGGCCCCUGCACUACCCCACGCUCAUGAAUGCUAAGCUUAGUACCUUGCUUUUGGCUGGAGCUUGGGCGGCAGGAUCCAUGCAUGGGGCUCUCCAGACCAUCCUAACCUUCCGUCUGCCCUACUGUGGGCCCAACCAGGUAGAUUACUUCUUCUGUGACAUCCCUGCAGUUCUGAGACUGGCCUGUGCUGAUACAUCAGUCAAUGAGCUUGUGACCUUUGUGGACAUUGGGGUGGUAGUUGCCAGCUGCUUCUUGCUGAUCCUCCUCUCCUACAUACAGAUCAUUCAGGCCAUCCUGAGAAUCCGCACAGCUGAUGGGCGGCGCCGCGCCUUUUCAACCUGUGGAGCCCAUGUAACCAUGGUAACUGUGUACUAUGUGCCGUGUGCCUUCAUCUACCUGAGGCCUGAAACCAACAGCCCCCUGGAUGGGGCAGCUGCCCUCUUCCCCACAGCCAUCACUCCUUUCCUCAACCCCCUCAUCUACACUCUGCGGAACCAAGAGGUGAAGCUGGCCCUGAAGAGAAUGAUAGGCGGCCAAGGGGCUAAGAGUGAGGUUUGA
Molecule: messenger RNA, 1028 nt
Organism: Bubalus bubalis (water buffalo)
Lineage: Eukaryota; Metazoa; Chordata; Mammalia; Artiodactyla; Bovidae
Product: olfactory receptor 10G3
Exons: 1
Coding region: 87-1028 (313 amino acids)
Biological process (GO): G protein-coupled receptor signaling pathway
Cellular component (GO): membrane
Molecular function (GO): G protein-coupled receptor activity; olfactory receptor activity
Source: RefSeq, a predicted model, not a curated record